Erinaceus europaeus (western European hedgehog) is the source of this 4011-nucleotide messenger RNA. It is a transcript of the gene TFCP2, whose product is annotated as transcription factor CP2. The coding region runs from base 638 to 2146 and encodes 502 amino acids. The record is from RefSeq and is a predicted model, not a curated record. The transcript is spliced from 15 exons. Gene Ontology annotation, biological process: positive regulation of transcription by RNA polymerase II. NCBI's taxonomy places the organism in Eukaryota, Metazoa, Chordata, Mammalia, Eulipotyphla, Erinaceidae. Gene Ontology annotation, cellular component: nucleus. Gene Ontology annotation, molecular function: DNA-binding transcription activator activity, RNA polymerase II-specific; RNA polymerase II cis-regulatory region sequence-specific DNA binding.
GCUCUGGGGCGGCGGGCGGUGGAGGAGCUUGGCGAGUCUGGGUUUCAAGCCGGGACUGGACUUUCGCCGUCCAUGUGUGUGGAGACUGUGGGCAGCUGUAGGGAGUGGGGUGCUGAUUUUUUAGAAAUCUGGAUUUAGUUCUAGAAACCGCAGGGUUGCGAAGUGGUGACCGGAAGUGAUCUUGGAACUGACCGGAAGCUAGGCCUGUAGGGGGAAAGGAAGAGCAGGUCCCGGGAGGAAGGGGUCUUCCAGCAGAAAGGGACCUGGGUGGGUGGAAAAGGUGCAGAAACCGAGUGGAAGCUCUAGGCAGGCAGCGAGCGAGUCGCUGCACCUGAGUUGUUUGAAAAGAAGCGUGUGGCCGGCAUGAACUCAAGGGGCAGCCCACAUAGAGUGCGGGAAUGCUAGGCUGCCUCUGGGUGAUCUGUAAUAUUAAGCAAAAGGAGCCUCUCGUGGCUCUAGAGAGCUCGGAGGGAGAGGCAGCCCAAGUUAGCGGAGAUUAGUUGUUGGGGUUGGGGUUUGGCUACUGGGUACUGCCUGGGAAGUCUUGGCUUUCUGUAUUGUUGACCCCACUGGGUAGAAUCACACUACUCGCCUUUGUACAAGAAAAGGGGCCUCCUGGGGCAGGGAAGGAGCCAGGAUGGCCUGGGCUCUGAAGCUGCCUCUGGCCGAUGAAGUGAUUGAAUCCGGGCUGGUGCAGGACUUUGAUGCUAGUCUGUCCGGGAUUGGCCAGGAACUGGGUGCUGGUGCCUAUAGCAUGAGUGAUGUCCUCGCAUUGCCUAUUUUUAAGCAAGAAGAAUCAAGUUUGCCACCUGAUAAUGAAAAUAAAAUCCUACCUUUUCAAUAUGUGCUUUGUGCUGCCACGUCCCCAGCAGUGAAACUUCAUGAUGAAACCCUGACUUAUCUCAAUCAAGGACAGUCUUAUGAAAUUCGAAUGCUAGAUAAUAGGAAACUUGGAGAACUUCCAGAAAUUAAUGGCAAGUUGGUGAAGAGUAUAUUCCGUGUAGUGUUCCAUGACAGGCGUCUGCAGUACACUGAACAUCAGCAGCUAGAGGGAUGGAGAUGGAACCGGCCUGGAGAUAGAAUCCUUGACAUAGAUAUCCCAAUGUCUGUGGGUAUAAUUGAUCCUAGGGCUAAUCCAACCCAGCUAAAUACGGUGGAGUUCCUAUGGGACCCUGCAAAGAGAACAUCUGUGUUUAUUCAGGUGCAUUGUAUUAGCACAGAGUUCACCAUGAGGAAACAUGGUGGAGAAAAGGGUGUGCCAUUCAGAGUGCAGAUUGAUACCUUCAAGGAGAAUGAGAACGGGGAAUAUACGGAACACUUACAUUCAGCCAGCUGUCAAAUCAAAGUCUUCAAGCCCAAAGGUGCAGACAGAAAGCAAAAAACAGAUAGGGAAAAAAUGGAAAAACGAACUCCUCAUGAAAAAGAGAAAUAUCAACCUUCCUAUGAGACAACUAUACUCACAGAGUGUUCUCCAUGGCCUGAGAUCACGUAUGUUAAUAAUUCCCCGUCACCUGGCUUCAACAGUUCUCAUAGCAGUUUUUCCCUUGGGGAAGGAAAUGGUUCUCCAAACCACCAACCAGAGCCGCCCCCUCCAGUCACAGAUAACCUCUUGCCAACGACUACACCUCAGGAAGCUCAGCAGUGGUUGCAUCGAAAUCGUUUCUCUACAUUUACAAGGCUGUUUACAAACUUCUCAGGAGCAGAUUUAUUGAAACUAACUAGAGAUGAUGUGAUCCAGAUCUGCGGCCCUGCAGAUGGAAUCAGACUUUUUAAUGCAUUGAAAGGGCGGAUGGUGCGCCCAAGGUUGACCAUUUAUGUUUGUCAGGAGUCUUUGCAGCUGAGGGAACAGCAGCAACAGCAGCAGCAGCAGCAGCAGAAGCAUGAGGAUGGCGAGUCAAAUGGUACUUUCUUCGUGUAUCAUGCCAUCUAUCUGGAAGAACUGACAGCUGUUGAACUGACAGAAAAAAUUGCACAGCUUUUCAGUAUUUCCCCUCGCCAGAUCAGCCAGAUCUACAAGCAGGGGCCGACAGGAAUCCAUGUGCUCAUUAGUGAUGAGAUGAUACAGAACUUUCAGGAAGAAGCCUGUUUUAUUCUGGACACAAUGAAAGCAGAAACCAGUGAUAGCUAUCAUAUCAUACUGAAGUAGGUGUGGAGCAUUCCAUCCUCAGUGGCUACUGCUUCCUUCACCUUUUGGGGACAUACCCCACCCUUCUGGAAGGGAGUCAUGAAUGGAGAUUUGAAGGUCUACAGGAACCUGACUCAUCUCAUUGUAUGUGGGGGAGUCCAGGCCAUGGAGGCAGAAACCAGGCCAAUUUGUACUGAAGCAUACACUUAUGACACACACAGAUUACUGCCUAACCUACAUUACUUCAGUCAUUUGUUAAAAUUGCCAGACCCUGUUGUUGUCAAAUAUCAAUAGAAAUUCCAUAUUUAGGGUGUAUGUUGGACAUAAUGAUUAUGAGAAUUGUGUGAUAUUUAAUCAGAUACUGUUAAAUCUUGUGAUAUGGAGCCAUGUAAUCUUUUUUCCUAAUACGAAACUGAACAUCUAUAUUCCUCAGAGUGAAUCCUUAUUCUUUUUUGCAUUGACUGUACUGGCUUUUUGCCAUAAUUUGGCACCGAAAACCUUGUCAAAGAGGAGAAAUACAGAGAUCGAGUAGAAAUUUUCUUUUGGUUACCCUGUAAGAUUAUGACUAAUAAUAAUUUUAGCUAACAUGUUGAGCUUUUUUUUUUUUUUUUUUUCCUCCAGGGUUAUGGCUGGGGCUCGGUGCCUACACUAUGAAUCCACUGCUCCUGGAGGCCAUUUUUCCCAUUUUGUUGCCCUUGUUGUAGUUAUUGUUGUUAUAGCUGUUGUUGUUGGAUAGGACAGAGAGAUCAGAGAGAAGGGGGAGACAGAAGGGAGGAGGAAAUGCAGACCUGCUUCAUUGCUUGCAAAGUGACCCCCCUGCAGGUGGGAAGCUGGGGGUUUGAACCCAGAUCCUUAUGCUGGCCCUUGCUCUUUGCUCCUUGUGUGCUUAACUCGCUGCACUACCACCCAGCUCCCCGGAAUAUUUUCUUAAGCCCAGGCAGUAUGAUAAAUAAUGAUCCCUAAUUGAAGGUAGGAAAAUGGAGACAUAUAGUGGCCUAGGAGCUUGCUAACAGGCAGCUAAGAGAUAAUGAUGCUGAACUCAAAACCCAGGCAAGCUGGUUCUUUUAGCCACUGUCCAUUACUGCCAGCUUUGUACUCGCCAUCUUUUCUUACUGUGGUUCUUCUGAGUGAGAACUGAAAAAUCAACCACUGGUAGGGAUAAACCACAUCUAAAUAUUGAUAAAUCAAGAAAUGAGAGUAUAGAUGGUUUUUAAGCAUCAUCAGUGACAAGUUUGUAGAAUAUAAAGUUGUGGUGAAAAGCUAGCAUUUGGCAGUAUUACCUAAAAGUCACUAUUCUUAGGACCUUCUCAAACUGUUGAUGAGUUAGGCUAACCCCUGCUAUUUGAUUCCACUCUCUGCAUCUUCUCUUGGUAUUCAACGAUUUUUUUUAACCCAUGUAGCUGCUCUUUUUUUCUUCCUGUCUUCAUGUUUGUUUGGCUUUUUUUUGUUUGUUUUGUUUGUUUUUUAACCAGAGUACUAUUCAGCUCUAGCUUAUGGUAAUACCAGGAAUCGAACCUGGGACUUCUGAGCCUCAGGUUUGAAAGUCUGUUAUGUAAUUCCUGUGCUAGUUUCCCCUGCCCUCAUGUGGUAUUCUCUUAUAUAAGCUUUACAAGACAUUCAUUCCAUUCUCAGUCACACUCAUAUUUUUGCUUUUUUUUUUUUAAUGGUAUAUGUGUGUGUGUGACGUGUGUAAGAUCAGUGAUCCUCUUUUUUCACAUGUAAAGUUUUAUCCAGAAAUCCCUUUACAUGUUGUCUUGAGAUGAAGAAGCAUAAUGUUCCAAUAUUAUGUAUUAGAUUUGGAUCUCUGUGUGUGUUUUUAAAGCAUUUGAUAAAGUUUAAAUGGUUUUAUACAGAGAUUUUUUGUGUUCAUUAAAAUCAACCCUGCA